This is a messenger RNA of Stegastes partitus (bicolor damselfish), 6950 nucleotides long. RefSeq names its product epiplakin 1 (gene eppk1). Gene Ontology annotation, biological process: wound healing; intermediate filament cytoskeleton organization. The coding region runs from base 285 to 6179 and encodes 1964 amino acids. The transcript is spliced from 4 exons. The record is from RefSeq and is a predicted model, not a curated record. Gene Ontology annotation, cellular component: cytoskeleton; cytoplasm; membrane. Lineage: Eukaryota; Metazoa; Chordata; Actinopteri; Pomacentridae. Gene Ontology annotation, molecular function: structural molecule activity.
CUGGUCCUCAGCCGGGGAGGGACUUAACAGCUGGACCUGCUCUAUAUCUGACAAGACACAACUGAGCACCUCUGAGAUGUUGGGAUGUCUCCAACCAGCUGAGAUCAAACACUGACCAGCGCUGAGUUUCAUUCCAAGACACUCGGGGACGGAGUUGGAAAGCCCGGAAGUUCACACCGUAAAAGCUCGAACACCUUUGGUCUUUGUUCAGGAUUUUGGAACGACCGGAAGGAUCUGAAGCUGCCCACGGAGUCAUAUCACAUCUGAAAGCACUCUAGGUCAAGAUGCUUUCCAACGGUCAUGACACGGGGGCCAAGCAAAAUGGCUGCACAGAAGUCCACGGACCUGUGGCUGGCAUAUUUCUGGAGAAGUCAAAGGAAAAGAUGACAAUAUAUCAAGCAAUGAAAAAACGUUUGCUUAAGCCAGGAACAGCCUUGGCGCUGCUUGAAGCGCAAGCCGCCACAGGAGGCAUCGUAGACCCAAUAAACAACAGAAUACUUCCCAUUGCAGACGCUGUUAAAGAGGGAAUAGUUGGGCCAGAGAUGAAAGAGAAACUCCUCACAGCAGAGAAAGCCAUCAGUGGGUACGUAGACCCCUACACCAACCAAAUGAUAUCUGUAUUCCAAGCGAUCCAGAAAGAUUUAGUCCCAAGAGAUUACGGAUUGAGGCUGUUAGAGGCACAGAUAGCCACGCGAGGCCUGUUUGAUCCUGUUGAGAAAACAAAUCUGUCGGUUGAAUCUGCGAUUCAGAAAGGUUACUAUGAGAAAGGUUUGCUCAAUGACCAGAUGUCAGAACUCAAAGUGUUCUACAAUCCAAGCUUACAAGAAAAUCUGAGCUACCGACACCUUGUGGAGAACUGCACUGUGGAGCCGGACACAGGCCUUCUGCUACUUCCUGUUUGCAUCACCUUCAAAGGUCUGCGAAGAGGUAUUUCCUCCACUGAACUCCUCGAAUCAAAGAUCAUUGACAAACAAACAUAUGAUGAUCUACAGAAGGGGAAGACGACAACACAGGAUGUAAUGCUGAUGGAGACAGUGAAAGAAUACCUGGAAGGCAAAGGCAGCAUCGCAGGUAUUGCCGUGCUGUCGUCCAGCAAGAGAAUGAGCAUUUAUCAAGCCAUGAAGCAAAGAAUACUGAUGCCUGGAACAGCACUGGUUCUACUGGAGGCACAAGCUGCUACUGGGUUCAUGAUUGAUCCAGUGGAAAAUAAAAGGUUUACUGUGGAUGAAGCUGUCAAGAACAAGCUUGUUGGCCCAGAAUAUCAUGCCAAGCUGCGUUCUGCUGAGCGAGCAGUGACUGGGUACAAAGACCCAUAUUCAGGUGAAACAAUAUCCCUGUUUCAAGCACUGUCAAAAGACCUCAUUGUUCAGGAACACGGGAUCCGUCUUCUCGAAGCACAAAUUGCUACAGGUGGAAUAAUAGACCCAGUCAACAGUCACAGACUUCCCACAGAAGUGGCCUUCAAGAGAGGUUACUUCAAUGAAGAGAUGAACGCCAUACUAAACGAUUCAGGCGAUGACACAAAGGGGUUUUUCGACCCAAACACAGAAGACAAUCUAACCUAUCUUGAGUUGAUGGAACGGUGCGUCACUGAUCCUUCGACUGGGCUGUGCCUCCUCCCUCUCACUGAUAAGUCAGACAGGCGGAAUUUCAGCUUCAUUGAUUACCAAACUAAGGAGGCUUUCCUACAGGAGAAGGUCAAGGUGAUGUCUGGAAAGUACAUUGGAUUGACAGUCUCUCUGUGGGAACUGCUGAUGUCCGAAUACUUUGAUGAAAACCAGAGGACAGAGAUCUUUCAAAAAUACAGAGAAGGGAAACUCAGUAUCAAGGUGAUCGUUACAACAGUUCUGGAAGUGAUAGAAAAGUCUGUGAAAACAACUGAAGUCGUCUUUGAGGGUAUUAGAGAAACGGUUACAGCCAAACAGCUCGUGGAGGCAGAUAUCAUCAGUGAGACAGUUCUGGAGGACCUGAAAAAGGGAAAAACCUCUGUGAAAAAAGUGAUAGAAGAUGAAAAUCUUAACAUGUACUUAAAGGGGAAGGGCUGCAUUGCAGGCAUUCUGCUUCCUGAUUCUCGAAUCAUGACCAUCUACCAGGCCAGGCAGAAAGGAAAGCUGAUGCCAGGAACUGCUCUGAUUCUACUGGAGGCACAGGCAGCAACCGGGUUCAUCAUUGACCCUAUUGGAAACAGAAAAUUUUCAGUCGAUGAUGCCGUUAAAGCAAAGAUUGUUGGCCCUGACGUCUGUCAAAAGUUGCGUUCAGCAGAGAGAGCGGUCAUCGGAUACAAAGAUCCAUAUGAUGGCAAAAUAAUCUCUUUGUUCCAAGCAAUGCAAAAAGACCUCAUCCUGAAGGAUCAUGGAAUUCGACUCCUAGAGGCACAGAUCGCCACCGGCGGAAUCAUCGACCCAGUAAACAGCCAUCGCAUUCCUGUCCAUGUGGCCUAUAAGAGGGAGUACUUUAAUGAAGAAAUGAAUCAGAUCCUGGAUGAUCCAAGUGACGACACCAAGGGAUUCUUUGAUCCUAACACCCUUGAAAACCUGACAUACCUACAGCUCAUGGAGAGAUGCGUGACAGAUCCCAGUACAGGCCUGUGCCUCUUGCCUCUUAAAAGCAAGAGCAAAAAAAUCAACAUAGAUGAUCACAUGAGGGAAACAUUCCAAACAACAACAGUUACUGUCAAGUAUGGCAGAUUCAAGGGCAAGCACACAACACUGUGGGAUCUUAUCAAUUCAGAGUAUCUGUCUGAGGACAAACGACAGGAGUUUUUCAAACUCUUCAAGUCAAGGAAAAUCACAAUUGAGCAACUAAUUGUCGCCAUUGUAGAGAUUGUUGAGAGCAAGGAGAUAAAACAGCAAGCAGGGCUGAACUUUGAAGGCCUCAGAGGAGAAGUCUCUGUUGUGGAUCUUUUGGACCUUGGAAUUGUGGAUGAAAAAACGUACAACUGUUUGGUCGAUGGAAAGAUGACAAGCACCGAAGUGAUGAAAAUUGACAGUGUGAGAACUUACUUACAAGGGACAAGCUGUGUAGCUGGAUUGAUACUACAACCCUCCAAUCAGAAACUUAGCAUCUACGAGGGACAAAGAGCUGGCAUUCUUACACCUGGCACUGCCCUUUGCCUCCUUGAAGCACAAGCGGCUACAGGGUUCAUUGUUGAUCCUGUGAAUAACAAAAAACUCACAGUGGAACAAGCUCUUAGAGAAAAGGUCAUUGGUCCACAGAUGUACGAGAAGCUUCUGUCUGCAGAGAGGGCUGUCACUGGUUACACAGAUCCAUACACAGGUCAAAAGAUCUCACUUUUCCAAGCUUUGACAAAGGAUCUUAUCGUCAGGCAGCAUGGCAUCCGUCUACUUGAGGCGCAGAUUGCAACAGGUGGUAUCAUUGAUCCCUUGAAGUGCCUUCACUUACCCCUUGAGGUUGCAUACAGGAAAGGAUAUUUUGAUGCAGAACUUAAUCAAAUCCUGACAGACCCAACUGAUGACACAAAGGGCUUUUUUGACCCAAAGACAAAAGAGAAUCUGACAUACAUGGACAUGUUGGGCAGAUGUGUGAAAGAUAAGGAAACUGGACUGUGUCUCCUGACAUUGAAUGACAAACCAAAGGCUUCAGCAACAAAGGAAAAAACCUACACUGACACAGAGAUAAAGCAAGAGUUAGAAAAAACAACUGUGAACAUAUCUGUAGGAUGCUAUUCAGGAAAAUCUAUUUCUUUGUGGGAGUUGAUCCACUCUCGAUACUUCACUGAUGAUCAGCGGCUUGACUUCAUUGAAAAAUACAGAACAAGGCAGAUCACCACACAAACCAUAAUCACAGUAGUGAUGACCACGGUUGAAAAACUGGAGAGUGACACUCCCAAAAUGAUAAUGGGCCUGAGAAAGCAAGUCUCUGCACAGCAACUACUGGAUUGUGAUAUCAUUGAUGCAGAAACAUUCAAGCAGGUGAAAGAUGGAAAACUCACCACAGAAACAGUAACCAAAGGUGAAUCUGUGACAGGAUACCUGAAAGGAACCAGAAGCAUUGCUGGAAUUAAAGUUCACCCAUCCCAGAAAGUAAUGAGCAUAUAUGAAGCAAAAAAGGAAGAUCUGUUGACACCUGGCAUUGCACUUGUGCUGCUGGAAGCACAGGCUGCAACAGGAUGGGUCAUCGAUCCUGUCAAAAACAAGUUCUAUGCUGUUGAUGAGGCUGCAAAAGAGAGAGUAAUUGGACCAGAUGUACAUGAGCAACUUCUCUUAGCCGAACGAGCUGUCACUGGCUAUAAAGAUCCAUACACAGACGCAACAAUAUCACUCUUUGAAGCCAUGAAUGAACAGCUGAUACAAAGAAACAAUGGCCUUCGGCUUCUUGAGGCACAAAUGGCAACCGGAGGCAUCGUUGAUCCAAAUCAGAGCCACAGGUUACCGGUUCAUGUUGCUAUUAAAAAGGGGUAUCUGAAUGAAGAAGUUCACAAACUCUUGUUGAACCCCACUGACGAGGCAAAGGGAUUCUUCGACCCAAACACCAAAGAAAACCUCUCUUACCUUCAGCUGAUCAAUCGAUGUGAGAAAGAUCCUACAACUGGGCUGCUUCUCCUACCACUGCAUACAGAGGAAUCUCAUGUAUUUCACACAGAUGAACAAAUCGAACUUGCACUGAAAAACAAAACUAUCACCAUGAAUGCAGGGAAAUUUAAAAACAAAGAUAUGACAGUGUGGGAAGUGCUACUCUCUGAAUACAUAUCAGAACAAAAAAGGGAGCAGCUCAUACAACAAUACAGAACUGGAGCCAUGAAAAUAGAGGAGAUCAUUGAAAUACUGACAGUCAUUGUUACAGAGGUGUCAUCCAAAGAAAGAAAGUUCAAAGGACUAAGAAAGCAGGUCUCAGCCAGUGAGUUAUUUGAGUCAAAAAUUAUCUCAAAGGAGCUUUUUACCCAAAUUGUACAAGGAGAAGUGACUGAAGAAAAUGCUGGCAAGAUGGAACAAAUUCAGAAAUACCUUGGAGCUACAAACUGUAUAGCAGGUGUCAGAGUUGAAUCUACAAAGAAGGUAAUGAGCAUCUACGAAGCCAAAAGCAAAAAUCUCCUGACUCCCGGAACCUCUCUGAUUCUGCUGGAGGCCCAAGCUGCCACCGGCUUUGUCAUCGACCCGGUGAAGAACAAGAAGCUUUCUGUGGAGGAAGCUGUGGCUCAACGAGUGGUUGGCAGUGAGUGGAAAAACAAACUUCUAACAGUUUCGCUGUGGGAUCUGCUCUACUCCAAAUACAUCAGUGAGGAGAAGAGAAGGGAGCUUGUUCAACAGUACAAGGCUGGAACAAUCACAGUAGAACGAUUUUUGGAGAUCAUCCUGACCAUCAUUCAGCAGCACACAACAACAACCUCAUCAUCAUCAGUUGUCAAAUGUCCACCUCCUGUAACAACUGUGGACAGCAGCUCAACUAAAACUACCAUCACUACAACCACCACAGAGACCACCAAAGUGGACAACUUCCAUGGAAUCAGAAAAGAUGUCACUGCUACUGAGCUGCUGGAAUCAAAAAUCAUUGAUGAGAGCCUCUACAAAGACCUUACAGCUGGAAGAGUCACAGUGACAGAAGUCAGUGAAAUGAACUCAGUGCGCAAGUACCUUGAAGGAACCAACAGCAUUGCAGGAGUGUACCUUCAGUCCACCAAGGAGACUCUGAGUAUCUAUGAGGCCAAAAGCCGAAGUCUGCUGACUCCCGGUACCUCUCUGGUUCUGCUGGAGGCCCAAGCUGCCACCGGCUUUGUCAUCGAUCCGGUGAGGAACAAGAAGCUUUCUGUGGAGGAAGCUGUGGCUCAACGAGUGGUUGGCAGUGAGUGGAAAAACAAACUUCUGUCAGCAGAAAGAGCCGUUACAGGCUAUAAAGAUCCCUACACUGGAAACACAAUCUCUCUGUUCCAGGCCUUGCAGAAGGACCUUAUUGUGAAAGAUCAUGGAAUUCGUCUCCUUGAAGCCCAGAUUGCCACAGGAGGCAUCAUUGACCCAGUUCACAGUCACAGAGUUCCUGUACAGGUGGCGUACCAGAGAGGUUACUUUGAUGAAGGAAUGAAUCAGAUUUUAUCUGACGCUGAUGACGACACCAAGGGCUUCUUUGACCCCAACACUCAGGAGAACCUCACCUAUCUCAAGUUGGUUGAGAGAUGUAUCACAGAUCCCAUCACAGGCCUUAGCCUACUCCCAUUGAACAAGUGAAGUCUCUAUUAUUCUAAUUACCUUAGUUAUUUGUGCUUUUUGCUCUUAGCUAAAAAAUGCUUUUUCAAGUUCUUAAAGAAAUCUGUAGCGGAAAAUGCACAUGGUGAGCAAAAAAUUAAUUAUUGCAAACUUUCUCUGUAAAUAUAUGUCAAUCAGUGGAUAUUUGGUUAAAAUGUAAAGCCAAAAUGCACGAGUCAUUACACUGAAACACCAAACUAAAAUUCAGUCAUUAUUUAUCCCAAAAUGAAUGAACUGCAAAUCUUUCACAAAAUUUUGACUGUUAAAGAAAAUUUACACAAAGGAACUGAAAUGCUAUCAGAUGAUUGAGAUGCCAGAUGUUUGCUGUGAAGAACACCUAUACUGGUAUUUUACAGUUUAAGUCAAAAUAUAAGUGACAUAGCGCUCUCAGUCUGUUUGUUCUUACCUUAUUCUGAUCUUUGACAACACUCACAGUCUGAAUUUGUCAAAAUUGUUUUUCCUGAUUUAAUGUUGUUUCAUGCUAUUGUAGAAUCUGGAUUUGGUUGUUUUUACACUGUAUCUGUAACUGGAUUGGGUUCAGCUGAACCUGCUGUUAAGGUUUGAGGCUGGACAGAUAAAUGCUUUAUUUUUGGGCUAAUGGUCUUUCUUACUGAAAUCUGUUGUUUCAUAAGUAAGUCAAAUGUGAAUGUAGUUUAAUUGGGCCCUCUUUGACCAUUACUGGAACACAGUCAAGCUGAUUUUUCUUUUCUUUCUCUGCCAUGGAGCUUAAUAAAAAAUGUGAGAUGAAUAUAA